Messenger RNA from Stomoxys calcitrans (stable fly), 1942 nucleotides. RefSeq lists its product as uncharacterized. The transcript is spliced from 5 exons. The record is from RefSeq and is a predicted model, not a curated record. NCBI's taxonomy places the organism in Eukaryota, Metazoa, Arthropoda, Insecta, Diptera, Muscidae. The coding region runs from base 132 to 1760 and encodes 542 amino acids.
AUUUAGUUUUACAUCGUAGGAUGUGAAUAGGCACAAAUUACUGGCUUCCUAGUUUUCGCGACCAAUUGUACAACUAAAAAAUCAUUUAUCAAUCAUAUUGAAAGGACACUAAACAAAACUAUUUAAUUUAAAUGCAACCUUUAAGGAAAUUUUGGAUUGAGUUUAUAGAACUAUACAAAUCACUUCCAGAAUUAUGGAAGAGAGACUCGGAACAGUAUGGCAACAAAUACCUGAAGAAGAAGGCAUAUGAACUAAUGUUGGAGAAAUUCAGAGAAAUUGAUAAGGAAGCCGAUAUUGUUGCUGUAAAACAAAGAAUAAGCAAUAUGCGUACUGCUUUCUGGCGAGAGGUGAAUAGGAUAAGAAAAAGUGAACAGAUGGCUUUGAAUCCGGACGAUGUGUACAUUCCAACCCUUUGGUAUUUUCGGCACAUGGAGUUCUUGUUAGAUGAAGAGGGGGAGCCUUCAACUGAAGCGGCAACAACAGUAGAGGCGGAUGAAGAAGAAGAAAUUGUACCCCAACAAAGAGCUACAAAACCUCCUCCAAAAAAGAGAGUAUUUACAAUGUUGCCGACGACAGAAAGUGAACCCCCUCGCAACAUACGAAAGGAUCAAGCAAGCGCUCAUAGCGCUGCCUGGGAAGCCUUAUACCGAGAUUUAGAUUCUCGUCAAAAAUUAUAUGCUAACAGAAUUAUUAGUGAAGUAUUGUAUCAAGCGGCAUUGGGUAAACUCCAGGAAAAUUCGUACAAGCUAUUGGACAUGACGGUUGAAGAUACACAUGAAGAAACCAAUCAUAACACCGAUGGAGAAUUUGAAAAUCAAUAUUACUUGACGGAAUCUACAGAAAACGAUGAGGUUGGCAAUUUGUUUAAUCAGUUGACUUCAAAAAAAUUUUGGGUUGAAUUCAUAGAUGUCUUCAAAUCGCUGCCUGCUUUAUGGAAGAAGAGCUCAGCGGAGUAUGGCGACAAGUAUCAAAGGCAAAAGUCAUUUGAUAUACUAUUGGAUAAAUAUCGGGAACUAGAUAAAGAAGCUGACAUAUUCGAUGUGAAAAGGAAAAUCAACAAUAUUCGAUCAGUAUAUCGGCGCGAAAUUAUUAGGGUCAGAAAAAGUGAACAGUCGGCAUUGGAACCCGAAGACAUAUACACGCCGACACUUUGGUAUUUUCCGCAUUUGGAUUUUUUGAAGGAUGAAGAGGAACCAGCUGAAAAUGUAUCCAUAAUGAAGAUAGAAAGGGAAGAUGAAGAGUUUUCUCCUCAAUCACGGGGCACUCCUCCCCCUAGAAAGAGAAAAAUUAUAACCACUUCUCAAGUUAAAAUUGAAAGACAACAAAAGGAACGACCAAUCGAUGAACGUACCCAAAGAGAUCGUCAACAGAACGAGCGAUCCCAGAGUGAACGAACUCUAAAUGAACGUCCUCAAUUUGAACGGAUUCUAUAUGAAAGACCACGAAAUGCACGAUCACAAAAUACAGCAACUGAUAAAGCUACUGCUUUAAGUGCUUCUUGGGAAGUCUUAUAUCGCGAUUUAGAAGAACGUCAGAAACUAUAUGCCUAUAGAAUAAUUAAUGAUGUCCUUUAUAAAGCAGCGCUAGGCAAGCUACGCGAAAACUCCUACAAAUUAUUGGAAAUGGGUGUAGAAACUCCACAUCAAGAGAUCGAUAACAAUGAGGAUGGAGACUAUGAGACUCAAUACUAUCUGACCGAAUCUAUAGAUAAUGAUGACUACGUUGAAAAGGAAGUCAAUGGAAAGAGAAAAAGAAAUUAAUGUAAAAAAUGAGUUAACAUUAAUAGGAGAACAACAAUAAAUGUUGGACAACAAAGUUUCACCAUUUCCAAUAGAUUAGCCUAUUUUUUAUGAAGUAAUGAAGGGAAUUUUUUUAUUUUUAUUUCCAUGUGAUUGAAAUAAAUACAUAAUCCGGGACCUAUCUUAUAAAUCUGUCAUUUUAA